Molecule: messenger RNA, 1084 nt
Organism: Toxorhynchites rutilus septentrionalis
Lineage: Eukaryota; Metazoa; Arthropoda; Insecta; Diptera; Culicidae
Product: mpv17-like protein
Exons: 5
Coding region: 368-952 (194 amino acids)
Cellular component (GO): cytoplasm; membrane
Source: RefSeq, a predicted model, not a curated record
ACAGUUUUACAAACACAGCAGAAAAGCUUGAGCUCGCGUUCUCGAUGAUGGUGUAUUAAAUAACAUGCAAUUAUAGUAACAUUCGAAAUUCUUUGGUGAUUUCAUUGGUGUUUCACCUGUAUUGCACAAUAUUUGGUCACCAAUGUAUGACGAUGAACAUCUGAUUUUGGAGCAAGUUCACACAUACUACGAAGCAACACGUGCGCGUAGACAAAAAAGGUUUCGCGUAAUCCGAAUCACGCGACAAACGUGUGAAUGAACUAGGCCGAACCAAAAUGAUUUGUAUCACAUCGUAUUUUUACACAUUUCGCUACCCCUGAAUGAAUCUGAAUUUUGUUCCAGAAUACCAACUGCACAAUUAGUGAAAAUGAGUAUCUCAACUUUAAGAAAUGUAUUUAAGAAUCAUCCAAUUUUGAAGGGUAUGGUAACGUACAGUAUUAUAUGGCCAACGGGAAGUCUUAUCCAGCAGACCAUGGAAGGGAAGAAUUGGAGAACGUACAACUAUCAGCAAUGUUUGAACUUUGCAAUUUUUGGAACAUUCUACGUAGCCCCCACAUUGUACGGAUGGGUGAAAAUAUCAAGUCAGAUGUGGCCGGUUAUGAAUUUGAAAAUGGGCCUGACUAAAGCAAUAGUAGAACAGUUCAGUUAUGGCCCUUUUGCCGGCGUGAGUUUCUUUUUUGGCAUGAGUUUACUCGAACGAAAAACGUUUGACCAAGCUGUUCAGGAAGUUAGGACAAAAUUUCCGGAUACAUAUAAAGUUGGAAUUUGUGUUUGGCCAGUUAUCCAAACGAUAAAUUUCGCAUUAAUACCGGAGCACAAUCGAGUUCCGUUCGUAAGCAUAUGCAGUUUGUUGUGGACAACAUUUUUAGCAUAUAUGAAGCAACGAACAGAUAACAUACCGCAAUCUUCUCCAGCAACGAUUACCAUCAACCCGGUGACAACUGUUCAAUAAGCAAUGGCAGCGCUCGAAUGCUGCCUCGAUGUCCAAAGAAAGAAUGUUCUGUGUUUUAAGACGAUAACGAUGAAAUCAUAUUUAUGAAUAUUUUACAGUUCAAACCACCGUUAGAAAAAUGUAUCUGUUAUG